AGUCACAUGAGUUCGCGGAUUGUUUGUAGUGAGCAGCUGAUGUGACGCUGUCAUAGAUCAUAGACGAAUUUGGUCGAAAAUGAUCUCAGAAUGAUUUUAUAUAACCUUUUCCUAUCAUCGCCGGUCAUGUGACUCUCAUUUGAUAUCUGGUCUAACGGAGGUUUUUGCUGUAAGAACCGGCGCGGAACCGAUACAUUGCGUCCUGUCAGUGAAAUCUUACCGCAAUGUUUCGGUGUGUGACAGACGUCAAUGCAUUUCACUAGAGGUUCAGGUGACUGACUCUGUGUUUUAAUAAAGACUUUUAACGUCAGGAGUAUCUACAGAACGCACCGCGCGUCUCUGUCAGCCUGUUUCGCAACAUGCAGCUACACUGAUUUAUUUCGUGUUUUACUUGCGCUCAAAAACCGUACGUUUGCAUGUAAAGUUAGGCGUUUUUUUAAAAGACCAACAUGCUGCGGUGGAUUCUGGGAGGUCGGGAGGCGCAGGGAACAGUGGAGAAGAGCGCGGCGCUGUUCAUUGGGGAGGAACAGCCCAAAAACUGUUUCACGGAGAUGCAGGUGCUGAAAGGACACUUUGACAUUGUUCGAUUUCUGGUGCAGAUUGAUGACUUAAGGUUUGCGUCUGCGGGUGACGAUGGUCUGGUGCUCAUAUGGAACGUUGAGACGGGAGAGUGUUUGUUUGAGCUGCGCGGUCACACACAGCAGAUCACUGCAAUGACAUCAUACUCCUUCAUCAGAGGACGAAACACACACGCCGCGCUCAUCACCGCAUCAUCAGACCGCACACUCAGUUUAUGGGAUCCAGAUUCAGGAAACCGAGUGCAGAAUAUAUCUGAUCUCCAGUCCUCAGUGAAGUGUUUGCUGGUGUUGGAUCGUUUGGAUGUGUGGCUCUCGGGUGGAAAUGAGCUGUGUGUUUGGAACCGAGACUUUGAGCUGCAGUGUAAAACAGUUCAUCACAGCGAUGCAGGCAUCUCGGCCAUGGUGGAGCUACCAAAGAACUUCAUUGCAGCUGCCAUGGAUAAAGAGAUUGUGAUAUUUAAGCUGAGCCUGUCCGGAGCAGACGUCGCGGUCAUGGCCAUGCGUCAUCUAGCUGACCAUCAGGACACCAUCCAUUCUCUCAUCAGCAUCAACGACGGUAUGUUCGCGAGCGGCUCUCACAUCGGUGAGCUCAUCAUCUGGGAUUCAGUGGAUUGGACGAUCCAGGCGUAUGAGCACAUCCUGUGGGAGGAGCCGCCGGGAGACAGCCAAUCAGAGGUCAAGCUGAAACAGAUCGAGAGAUCUAUUCAACACUUGAGCUCAGACGGAGAGUAUAUAGUGGCGGCUGUAGGCAGUGGUCUGUAUGUGUUUAAUGUGUUGAUGAAGAGUGUGGUGGCGUACAGGAAGAUCGCCCAUGACUCCAAUGUCUUACACACCAUGCUGCAGGAGGACGGGCGCCUGAUGUCGUGCUCUGAGGACGGUAGUGUGAGGAUGUGGGAGCUACAGGACCUCCCCCUGCCCGCCGAACCCGCCUCUUCAGGCUUUUUUGGGAUGUUCGGCACUUUCGGCAGGUCCAGUAAGCAAACAGGCCCUCCUGCCAAGAAGAUCCCAGAAGUCCCUAGUCUGCGCUCGCUGGAGCUGAUCGGCGAUCUGAUUGGUCACUCUGGAGCUGUGCAGAUGUUUCUGAGUUUUAAGGAGAAGGGUCUGGUCACCUGCUCCACCGAUCAUCUGCUCAUCAUCUGGAAGGAUGGAGAGUUACAGUCUCAACUCCGCAGUCUCGCCGUCUUCCAGAAACUCGAGGAAAUCCAGGAACUGUGAGCCGAUCUUCGAAGCCAUCUCAUCUCUGAAGCCCGAAGCCUCUUUCAUGGUUUAAAUCCAAACAAACACCUUUCUUUGCCUUACUAACCAUCUGCAAACUUGGUCAGAUCAGUGUUUUAACUUCACAUUGUUUCUGUAUGAUGUUGCCAUUUUAAUUUAACGGUUUUAUGAAAUCAGUCUCUUAUAUUGAACGUGUUUAACAGUGUGUAUAUUGUGAUGAAAGUGUUUUUAUGUCAUUUUAAAUUUUUGUUUUUAAAGUGCAAUGAUAACGCUUUUCGAUAAAGUCUCUUUUGUUAUAAAUAUGGUUAAUAUUAUUUUAGUAGAUAAAAUAUUAAUUUUAAU
This is a messenger RNA of Puntigrus tetrazona (Sumatra barb), 2135 nucleotides long. RefSeq names its product WD repeat domain 41 (gene wdr41). Gene Ontology annotation, molecular function: protein binding. Bases 450 to 1793 code for a protein of 447 amino acids. Gene Ontology annotation, cellular component: lysosomal membrane. The transcript has 13 exons. The record is from RefSeq and is a predicted model, not a curated record. Gene Ontology annotation, biological process: regulation of autophagy. NCBI's taxonomy places the organism in Eukaryota, Metazoa, Chordata, Actinopteri, Cypriniformes, Cyprinidae.